UGUGGGUUGCGCACUCUCCAUAGCUCGCAGUCUCUUGUUAGUCGCUGUAGAGGCACCAUCCGGGAAGGGAUUGGAGCGGGCGGUGAUAGGAUCGUAGCAGAGCUGGGAAUUCCGAGAGAAUAUCUACUUGUCCUCCGCUCCUCUGAUAUCCCAGGACUCCAUGUGCGCGGGUCUAGAGCUGCUUCCUGGCACACACACACCCCCUAUUCUAUCCCUGGCUAACUUCUCCUGUACAACUUUCCAGUGUGACAGCCGGGAGGAGGACACCCCAUGACUGUGCCAUUCUAUAGAAGUGAUCGUCAGCUCUUCGGACCAGACUGCUGCAUGAUCAUCUGAUCCCUAUGGAUGGAAUGUGUAGAAGUUGCUAGAGAUGUGACAGUUGUGGCUUCUAAGUGUGCUGUGUUGGUGGUGUGUGCAUGCUCCCUGGAUCAUCUAUGGAGAUGUGUGUAUAGAUUGCCUUGUCUAUCCUAGGAAGUAGUCCCAUGUGUCAUUCUCCAUCAGAUCUCUCCAAUUGGGAUGCAUUGAUUGGAUUGGCGUUUUAUCGCUGUCAUCGCAGACGUUGAUCGGUUACAGCUGGUUUGAUCUUUGCUGCUACAUUGUAUUGCCAUUUGUUUACAUGACCAAGAUGUUGUGACAGCUGCCUGUCAUAGAUUACGCCUUCUGUGUACCCAAUCCGAGCGCUGUCACUGAUUGGAGCAUUCCUCUCACUGAGUCACUUAUUUUGGAUAUUUGAUUUGUCAUUGGCUGGAAGUUUUUUUUAUAAAUAGUCGGUGUCCCCGUUGUGUCGUUUUCGUUUGGAGGUGGACUCAGUCCUGGUUUUCCCGUAUGAGGCACCAUGUCCAAGACCCUGAAAAAGAAGAAGCACUGGCUGAGUAAAGUGCAGGAAUGCGGCCUGUCUGGAGUAGGGGGCGACCCCAGCGUUCUUCUGGAGAUCCGCGGGGGCGCCGAACACGGAGAGUUCCCUUAUUUGGGCCGCCUACGGGAGGAUGCGGCCAGCUACAUCGCCGGCAAGGUACCCAACCAAGGAGAUGUACUGUUGGAGGUGAAUGGCACGCCGGUCAGCGGACUUACGCAUCGAGAUACGCUGGCCGUGAUCAGACACUUCAGGGAGCCCAUCCGUCUAAAGACCGUGAAGCCUGGUAAAGUUAUCAAUAAAGACCUUCAGCACUAUCUUAGCCUUCAGUUCCAGAAGGGAUCCAUAGAUCACAAGCUACAACAAGUUAUCAGAGAUAACCUCUACUUAAGAACAAUACCAUGUACAACGCGAUCACCAAGAGAUGGCGAAGUCCCCGGUGUUGAUUAUAAUUUCAUUGCUGUAGAACAGUUCAAAGCAUUAGAAGACAGCGGAGUUUUGUUGGAGAGUGGAACAUAUGAUGGUAAUUUCUAUGGCACUCCUAAACCACCAGCUGAGCCAAGUCCCUUCCAGCCAGAUCCUGUGGAUGGAGCCCUAUUUGAUGCAGAUUUUGACGCAGAGGUCACAAGGAAGAGAACCACAUCUGUCAGUAAAAUGCAGCGCACAGACUCUUCUCUCCCUGAAGAGGAGGAGGACGAGGAUAGAGAGACUGUCAAUGGCAGCAGUGGAAGUACAGAGCACAGGCAGGAACCUGCAGAGUGGGGAAAAACUGUCCCUAGCUACAACCAGACCAACAGUUCUAUGGACUUCAGGAAUUAUUUAACACAAAGUGAAAACCUGGAACCCCUUCCAAAAAACUGGGAAAUGGCCUACACAGAAGCAGGCAUGAUCUACUUCAUAGACCAUAACACAAAAACGACGACAUGGCUGGAUCCCCGUCUGUGCAAAAAAGCAAAAGCUCCAGAAGACUGUGAUGAUGGUGAACUUCCAUAUGGUUGGGAGAAGAUAGAGGAUCCACAAUAUGGGGUCUAUUUUGUUGACCACAUUAACCAGAAAACGCAAUUUGAAAAUCCAGUUCUUGAAGCUAAAAGAAAGAAGCAGCUUGGUCUCCCUCAGUUUGAAGGAAUGAUGAUUCCUGAGCCCGACAAGUCCCCAUUCACCAGAGAUCCAGCACUGCUAAAGGGAGCAACAUUGCGCACAUCUCUAAAGAAAAGUGCGAUGGGAUUUGGAUUCACCAUUAUUGGAGGUGACAGGCCAGAUGAGUUUUUGCAGGUGAAAAAUGUUCUCAAAGACGGCCCAGCUGCACAAGAUGGGAAGAUAGCUCCAGGUGAUGUGAUUGUAGACAUAAAUGGAACUUGUGUUCUUGGACAUACACAUGCGGAAGUUGUUCAGAUGUUCCUGCUUAUUCCCAUUAACCAGUAUGUGAAUAUGACCUUAUGCCGGGGCUAUCCUCUGCCUGAAGAUAGUGACGAUCCUGUGGCUGAUCUUGUUAAUGCUCCACCCUUAAUAAAUGGGCAAUUGACUACACAAGGAGAAAAUAUGGGAAGCCAGGAUUUAAAGUCUGGAGUAGUUGUUUUGGACCACAAUGGAAAACCAGGCCAUGUAUUGGUCAAUGGUCGACUGAAUGGACCUUCACAGGAUUUACAAGAUCAAAGGACAUCUAUGGCAUCAUCUGGGACAUCGCUGCCUGAGCUAGUGACCGUUCCCUUAUUGAAAGGCCCCAAAGGUUUUGGGUUUGCCAUCGCUGAUAGUGCAAUGGGACAAAAAGUUAAAAUGAUUUUAGAUAGCCAAUGGUGUCCAGGACUUCAGAAGGGGGACGUAAUAAAAGAAAUCUGUCAUCAGAAUGUGCAGGGCCUGACACACGUACAAGUUGUUGAAGUCUUGAAGCAGUUUCCAGUGGGAGCUGAAGUGCCAUUACUUGUCUUGAGAGGAGGUCCUCCAUCACCAACCAAAGUAACAAAAGUGAAGACUGACAAACCAGAGCUGACUGGUAGUGUUGAAACAAUUGGCACGACUGAACCUUUACCACAGCCUUUACCUUUCCCACCAAACCUUGCACGAUCUAAUUCUCCAAAGCUUGACCCUUCAGAGGUGUACAAGAAAUCAAAGAACAUCUUUGAGGAUAAGCCUCCAAAUACAAAGGACUUGGAUGUUUUCUUACGAAAACAAGAAUCUGGCUUUGGAUUUCGGGUUCUCGGGGGAGAUGGGCCAGACCAAGCAAUUUAUAUCGGAGCCAUUAUUCCUUUAGGAGCGGCAGAAAAAGAUGGACGACUUCGUGCUGCAGACGAGCUAAUCUGUAUUGAUGGUGUGCCUGUGAAGGGAAAGUCCCACAAGCAGGUCCUGGAUUUAAUGACAAACGCUGCUCGUAAUGGUCACGUGUUGCUUACCGUGAGAAGGCAGAUCUUCUACUCAGAUAAAGCGCAAGAGGAGGAGGAGCCACAGCAUACAACUCCUGCACUUAAUGGCUCUCCCAGGCUCAAUCGCAUUGAUGUAUCUGCAGCUCCAAAGACACCAGCAGAGGCUUAUGACAUUGUCUUACAGCGCAAAGAAAAUGAAGGCUUUGGGUUUGUCAUCCUGACUUCCAAAAACAAGCCCCCUCCAGGAGUUAUUCCUCACAAGAUUGGACGUGUAAUAGAAGGUAGUCCCGCUGACCGAUGCAGAAAAUUGAAAGUGGGAGACAGGAUCUCGGCUGUUAAUGGCCAGUCAAUUGUGGAGCUGUCACAUGAUAACAUUGUACAGCUCAUAAAGGAUGCUGGAAAUACUGUCACCCUAACAGUGAUUGCAGAAGAAGAACACAGAGGUCCUUCAUCUGGCUCAAAUUCUGCAAGACAGAGCCCUGCUCCUCAGCAUCGUGCCAUGGGACAAGCGCAACCGAGUUAUGGCACUCUAGAAAGAAACACCCUGGAUGCAGACAGCAGUAAAGGAGAUCCCUCUAACACAUAUAGGUUCUUAUGGUCAGAUCACAAACCUGAUGCUGUACAUACCUUGCCUUCAGGAGGCAGGCACUCACAGCAUGUGGGUUGCUAUCCUGUGGAGCUGGAUCGAGGACCUAGGGGCUUUGGGUUUAGUCUCCGUGGAGGAAAAGAGUAUAACAUGGGACUAUUUAUCCUCCGUCUUGCAGAAGAUGGGCCAGCCAUCAAGGAUGGACGUAUUCACGUUGGUGACCAGAUAGUGGAAAUUAAUGGAGAGCCCACACAAGGCAUCACUCACACACGGGCCAUUGAGCUGAUUCAGGCUGGUGGGACAAAAGUUCUUUUGUUACUAAGGCCAGGGACAGGGCUUAUUCCAGACCAUGAUGAUCUGGAUAGUACUUCUUCAACAUCUACAAAUGUAAUAUAUGACGACGAUUCAGCAUUUUUGUCAACCUCAUAUGUGGAUCCAAAUCCUGGAGUUUUUCAUUCAAUGGCACCUGAUGAAGAAAUUUUGGAUGCUCAUGAGACUGAAAAAAUGGUUAUUGCAAAUGAUACUCAGCAAUAUAAAGAUAUUGCAGAUUUGCCUACUGUUAAAAGUAAUGAGAACAAGUCAGAACUACUGGAACUUUUAGUUAACAAAGACAAGCAAAGGGAAAGGUCUGUGAGCCCCAAAACCUCUUCUAAAAAUAAACCACUUGAAUCUGGGAAAGAAAGCAGCACAAGGAGAGGACGUUCAGCAAGUCCCAAAAAGAGUGACAGUAAUAUAUCUGAAAGACACCAGAGUUCCCGACAUACUGAUUCGAAACGCACACACAAAGACGUCCGAGAAAGAUCUUUGAGCCCCCGAAAAUCACAUCAUAAAACAAACACUGAAUAUGAUGUUGGCAAUGAUAAAGACAAGAACAGGGGACACAGACACAGGGGAAGAUCUGCCAGUCCCAAAAAAUCUUAUAGAAAAGAGGAGAAAGAGAAACUAAGUGUCGAAGUUGAAGAUGCAUCAAAAAAACAGCAAAAUGCACUUAAUGCAGAUCAACUUAAGGAUAAAAGAUCUGUUAGAGAAGAUGGAAUUGAUAAGAGUAGGAAAACUGAAAAGCAUGAGGCAUCAAAGAAGGACAUGAGGGAAGACAAACUUAAGAGGGAGGAGAGGGAAGAUAAAGUUAGGAGUGAGGAUAAAUCCCGAAGGCAAGAGAGAGAGGAAAGACACAGGAAAGAGGACAGGGAAGAAAAACAUAGACGAGAGGAGAAAGAUGACAAACACAGAAAAGUAGACAGGGAAGAUAAGCAGAGACGAGAAGACAGACACAGAAAAGAAGAAAGGGAAGAGAAAAUCAGGAGAGACGAAAGGGAGGAAAAGUACUGGAGGGAGGACAGACACAGGAGGCAGGAUAGAGAAGAGAAACCCAGAAGAGAAGGAAGGCAAGAGAAACCUAGUGGGGAGGGACAGGAGGAGAAACUAAAGCGAGAAGAGAGGGAAGAAAAGAUCAAAAAACACAUUGGAUCCAAAAAAGAAGAUGAAAAAUCCAAAGCAGAUGUACGAGAGUCAAAAAAUUAUAAAAAACUGGAUGAAAGAAAUGAGAAGUCAAGACGAGAAGACAUUCUGCAUAGUGUUAAUGACAAGAAAACCACAGACCAGAAAAGUAAAAAUGCAGAGGAAAAAUUGCAAAGAAACAAUACCGAAUAUGAGCAGAAGAAACAUGAGAAUGAACCAAUGAAGAAAGUAGGUUCUUCCAACAUUAAACAACCAACUCAAAACCUAGUGCUAAAAGCUAAGCAAGGAGAAAAAGACCCUCAUAGUGAACAAUCUGCUUUUCAUCAUGAGCCGCAAAUCAAGAAUCCUACAGCUGACGCUACAGAGAAAACCAAAGAUGAAGGAGCAUCAAAGACAGCAGGAAAGAGAUCACUAAUAACUCCAGGACCAUGGAAAGUUCCCAGUCCAAAUAAAGUUGUUGAAGAUGACGAAUUGAAUAUAUAGACAACUACUCCACAUGCUGCCAGCUGAGUUCAGCUUAUGUAUUUUAGACUUCAAAACUUUAACUUGCAUGAAGGAUAUUUUGAAUUUUGCUUGCAAUGAAUGGUCUUCCACAAGCUUGAGCUCCAUGUUACUCUAUGAAGGUGUACUGUCGCACUUUUGGACUUAGUGCUGCUACAAAUUACGUUGGGACAGUGUUGUACAGAUCCUAACCAUGCAUAUUUACCUUUGCCAAUGUGAUCAUGACUCCACUACUUGUGCCAAUUUUAUCUUCCUGUUCAGUUUAUUUCCAACGUCCGUGUAAAGUGUAAACUUGUCUUUUACAUAAGCGAAAAAAAGGCCUGGUUGAAAUAUUUGACUAGCAUGUUGCAUGUGUAAAAACUGUAACAGAACAUACAAGUUAAUGAUGGUCAAAGAAAGGACUCUAUGUGGCAUGGUGACAUGAACAAACCACUGACAUUUUACUCCUGUGUAAAAAUAGCCCCCCAAUACACAUAGGAAGCUUUUUUACAAAGAACAAAUUGGGGUCAAAUUACCAUCUAGUUUUUUACUUUUAAUAAGAGCUUAUCAUAAUACCUAUAUAUGUACUUCUGCAGAAAGGGGCAGAAGAAUAACUUUUGCUCCAGUCUGCUCCUUUGCUAAAUGAGUUUUAUUAUGAUGCACAUGACUGAAUACAAAAGAACGAAAGAAAUAUUAUAUGCAGUAAACUAAACAGCAUGUAUUUCAUGGGCUUUUUAAAUGAUAAUUUUAAAUCGCUUAAUUAUAGUUGCAUGGGAGGAAAAAGCUUUUUCAGGUCAAUGGAAAGCAAAGCUUGGGUGAAGGAAAGCUCGUAACUAUUUGAAACAUCUUGUAUAAUUUGCAAAAGUAGCAUUCUUUUCAGUACACAAUGAAAACGCUGUUUGGCAUCAUUAGACUAUUAAUGGAUGCUUUUAUAAAGGUACAAAACAAAGUAAAUAUUACAGGUUGACAAUAAAUGAUAGAAGAAUGUUGACGGCUGUGAAUUUUACCAAUUCUUUUCACAGCUGUAACCUUGUCAGCUAGCAUAUCUAGAACAAAUACACUUGCAACCAAGAAACAUAUCCAACAUUCCAUUCUGUUUCAUCAUUGCAGCUAAUUCACUGAAAAAAAAUGACAUUGCACAUCAAUAUUCAGCAAGAUGUCUGUCGUAUUAUGUUUACAUCAUUGUGAUCCCAUAAUCACUAGCACCUCUUGCCAGGACCUUAUGUCCGGCAAAAGGACAUGUUGUCAUCACUCAAGGUAGCAUAAUUCAUUAAAACCGACUACAUUGGCUGUAGAUAGGCAAGUAUCUUGUGUGCCCAUCUUUACUUUGAUUGCAGUGGUCUAGGUCAAGUACAAACCACAAGAAUUGUUCCAAGAUGGCCCUUUGUGGUGUUGUUUGCAGCAAAUGCACAAUAAAGGUUUCUAGAAAUGAUUUACCAAAACCUGAGAUCAGAGUCAGACUCGUCAUUCUGACGGUUUGAUUGCCUUUAGCAAUGCUUGAAUCGGUCAGGGUUAUGAAAAAUGCCCACUGUGCAUUGGUCUAGUAAGAGCAUUAGUUCCUUAAGAUCGAACUGGCUGCAUAUCCAUAACAGAGGGCUUAUGUGUGAGCUAUUCUUGUUGCCCAAAAGAAGCCCAUUGGCAAAUUGCCUUUCCUUUUCUGACUUGCACUGACAGCAACAUGGAGUUUUUGUUAGGGCAACAGAGAGGUCUCACCUUUAAGCCCCACAACGCUAGUAAAAUAAUUGCUUUAGUUCAACUCAUUAAUUGCUUGAACUGCAUGUCAUGUGAAUUGAUUUUAGGUUUGUGUGUGUGUGUGUGUGUUUGAGAGAGAGAUUCACCAAAGGAUUUAAAAAAUAAUAAUUUGGAGACUUAAAUAUAUCUAACCUAUAAUGUAUGAAAACAAUCUUACAUGAUAUUUAGGUCCCUUUUUAGAUGUGUGUUUGAUCUAUGAUUGGUUGCUGAAUAUAAGCAGAAUGGCCCACAAUUCUGUUGGUUAAAAAAACUUUUGGACAUGUGGCGGAGGCUUCUCUUGUAAGAUACGAAUUGCUAUGAAAUAAACUUUUCUUUGUUUGCAUUUGUGUUCCUGCACGCUGUGGGAAACUACCAUAAAACAGGUAAUUAAUUAUACACUUUAACGCCACAAUGAAUUUGCUAGAACACUGUCCCUCCCACAACACAAAAUGCUCUUAUGUUUGAAACGGGGUCAGUUGGUGCGUAGCUGUUUAUUUGGUUGCAGCACUGCACAUUAGAGUUAUGAAAUCUCAAACAGCUGAAGCCUUGGGAAUGUUAUUUUGUACCAAUUUAUUGCUAUAUACCUCUGUUCUUCAGUUUUGUGAUGGUGAAUGUUGUUCUGCUGCGCUUAACCCUUUCAUUGCUAAGGAGAAAUAAUACAUCAGAUUCUCUAGCAACCAAGGGGUUAAGCCAUAUCCAAUGCACCCAGCUCAUUACUGUGAUUUAAAUCAUUCUCUUCAUAUACUGUGAUACUUUUCCAGAAGUAAAUCUUUCACAAAGGAAAUGUUUUUUCCGAUUCUGUAUGAAAAGUUGCCUUGAAAUAUUAAGGGAAUCAAGAAUAGAUUUACUGGUUGUAAAUGUCUAAAUAAUGUACAGCACCUAUAAAUAUAUACAUAUAUCUUUCCAAAGUAUAGAAUAGAUCUGUAAAGCAGUUAUUAUUUUUUAUAUAUAGAUAUACAUAUAUAGAUAUAUAAGAACAAUCCAGUCAAUGGCCUUCAGUUCUUGCACUGUAAAAUAUUAUAAGACAAAUUGCUGUACAAUUUUGUUUUAUUUUCCGAUAAUGCAUUAUAUAUAUAUUGUAUGUGUUCAGCUGAAGCAUCCUUCAAAACUAAGAACUAUUUUGCAUUAAAAUGAAUACACAAA
This is a messenger RNA of Rana temporaria (common frog), 8608 nucleotides long. It is a transcript of the gene MAGI3, whose product is annotated as membrane associated guanylate kinase, WW and PDZ domain containing 3. Gene Ontology annotation, molecular function: protein binding. Bases 836 to 5737 code for a protein of 1633 amino acids. NCBI's taxonomy places the organism in Eukaryota, Metazoa, Chordata, Amphibia, Anura, Ranidae. The record is from RefSeq and is a predicted model, not a curated record. The transcript has 21 exons. Gene Ontology annotation, biological process: signal transduction. Gene Ontology annotation, cellular component: cytoplasm.